CCUGGUUCAGUCUGUCGCAACGUUUUCUUCUUUUCUUUGUUUCACUUGAGAAGUUCUGAUGGACGAACUCUGACCGGGUCGAACCGGAUUAAAACUGGACUAAACCCGGAUUAAAGGCGGAGGACCAGCAGGACCCUGACCCGGAGUGGGACCCGGAGCGGAUCAAAGGAGACUGGGCUCUGUUUCAGGUCUGGUUUCUGGGUGUUCGGAUCAGAAUCCGGAUCAUGGGGAAUUAGGACGGACUGCGUGGAAACUUUUAUUUUUGUCUCCAUGGAGAUGGGAGUUUUUCCCGCCAGUUGAGGAGCUGAUCCCUCUCUGAUCGAGUACCAAUACUCUGUAUUGAUCGUGUAUUGAUCAGCGGGAUGGCCGCGCGCCUCUUGCUGCUGCUCGCGCUCUGGACCUGCGCGUACGCCAAGAGCGCGUUCCCGCUGCGACCCGCUUAUAGUCUGUACGCCGGCGCGCACGCGCACGGAGCUCGCGCCGCCAGCAGACACAGGAACUGGUGUGCGUUUGUUGUGACAAAGACGGUGAGCUGUGUGGUCGAGGACGGAGUGGAAACCUACGUGAAGCCCGAUUAUCAUCCCUGCAGCUGGGGGAGCGGACAGUGCAGCAGGGUGGUGGUCUAUCGGACCUACAUGAGGCCGCGUUACAAAGUGGCCUACAAAAUGGUCACAGAGAUGGAGUGGAAGUGCUGCGACGGCUACAGUGGAGAAGACUGCAACGAUGGUCCAGCUGGAGGAGCAGGAACCCAAAUUUCCACCACCAGACCUCAGCCCAGACCAGGACAGGGGGGAGGAGGCAGUUCUGGAUCUGGCCAGAGCGGACGAGUUGAGAACGAGAAGAUGAAGCAGCUGGAGGAGAAGAUCCAGAGUCUGACCAGGAACCUCCAGGACCUUCAGUCCACCCUAAAUAAACACUUGCAGCAGGAGGCCAACAAACCGGGCUUCACCGGAGGAGGAGGAGGAGGUUCCUCUUCAGGAGGAAGGAACCCUGCUGAUGCAGCUCAGCCGGAGAUAAAAGAGACAAUUCACAACAUUCAGACCAAACUGGACCAGCUGGACAACCGCACACAGGCCCACGAUAAAACCCUGGUCAACAUCAGCAACCACCUGGUCAAUGGGAAAGGAAAUGAGCUGGACGGAGGAGGACUGAGUGGAGAGAGGCUGAGCUCGCUGAGGGAGGAGAUCCUGAGGGAGCUGGAGAGGAGGGUGUCGCUGUCCUGCUCUUCCUGUCAGGCCGGCGUGGAGGAUCUGCGCAGACAGCAGCAGGCGGACAGGGAGAGUAUUCGAGCUCUGGAGAAGCAGCUAAAUGCCAUGGACGCUCGGUACCGGCAGGGCCUGGACGGGCUGCGACGGGAGGUGGAGCGUUCGCAGGGAUGCUGCGACGCCGUCGGUGACCUCCAGGACCGCAUCACUGACGCUGAGCGCAAGAUCAGCUCGGCCUCAGAGGACUUUGAUGUUUUGCAGAACCGCCUGGACAAGGAGCUCAGCGGGGGAGGAGGAGGUUUUGAUGGAGGCGUAGGGGGAGGUAGGAGGGAUGUCGUGGUGACGGAGGACAGACUGGACGGUCGACUGAAAGACCUGGAGCGGCGGAUCAACAGUACUGUGCAGCGGACUGAACAGAGCUGCUCAUACCUGGAGAACGACCUGAAGGACUACUUCCACAGAGAACUGGGGGACCUGAGGGCCGUGUUCCUGGACCGCUUCGAUGACCAGGCUUUCAGGAUCGCAGACGUGGAGCUGGAAGUGGGGCUGGUGAAGGACAGGGUGAGCGAGCACCACAAGAGGCUGUCGAAGCUGGAAAACAAUACCUCCCUCCUGAGCCGGAGGCUGGAGGAGUGCGGCUGUGGAGGUUCUGAGGGGGGAGGACGAGGAGGAGGUGGAGGUGGUAGGGGAGAUGGAGGUGGAACAACAGGAGGAGAUGGAGGAGGUAGGGGAGAUGGAGGUGGAACAACAGGAGGAGAUGGAGGAGGUAGGGGAGAUGGAGGUGGAACAACAGGAGGAGAUGGAGGAGGUAGGGGAGAUGGAGGUGGAACAACAGGAGGAGGAGGAGGAGAACUGUUUGGAAUGGGGGGAGAAAGAAAAAAUACAACAGAGAAGUCUCUGGAGUGGAGAGUGGUCGCCAACGAGGAUCAGAUUCGACACUUUAACACUCGACUGAAAGACCUGUCGGUGUCCGGAGACUCUCUGUACGACAAGGUUGUGGACCUGAGCCACGACGUGCGGAAGAUCAAGGCUCUGACGGGGGAUCACGGCGAACACUUCAGUCGCAUCGUGACAGAGGUGGAGCUGCUGGGCCAGGACUGCGAGCUGUGCGGGAAGGUGGAGGACGAGCUGCAGAGGCUAAAGAAUCAUUCCCAGGAUGCACUGGGGCUGAUGCAGAGCCACAUCAACAGCCUUCAGGUCAGACUGGACUCAGGGGGAGAAGGCUGCUCCCAGAUCUGUUCGCACCUGGAGGACGAGGUCCGCCUGCUGCGAGACGACGUCAGCAGGUGCACCGGCCAAUGUAAAACCGGGCCGGACACACCCUCAGGUGGCGGUUCUGGUAGCACUGGUGGUACCAGUGGACGUGGACCUGGGUUGGAUGCUGAGAAGCCUCUAGAUGGCCACAGCGUGAUCGGAGGCUCCAUCAACAACAACCAGCUGAAGACACUGCAGGGCGAGCUGUCCGAGGUCAUCCUCACCUUCAGCUCCAUCAACGAUACCCUGAAGGGGCUCGAACACACGGUGCAGAAACACGGCAGCGUCAUCACCGACCUUGGAAACACCAAGGAUAAGAUCAUCUCUGAGCUGGACAAAAUCCAGCAGGAGGUGACGGAGCACAUCGAGGAGAGCGGGGAGCGCCUGGACGGGAUGGGUCGGGAUGUCCAGCGGUUCGAGAGCACGCUGCUGGUGGAAAUAGGAGACUUUGAAUGUGUGUUUUCAGGGCUGCCUGGUGUCGAUGCUCACGUACCCAGACUGUCCUUCUCUGCCGCUCUCACGUUUCCCAUGGAGAGGGCCGGAACCAUCGUCUUUGACAAGAUCUUUGUCAAUGAAGGAGACUUCUACGACCCGAAAACAGGUAUUUUCACCGCCCCCAUAGACGGACGUUACUUCUUCAGCGCCAUCCUGACCGGACAUAAGAAGGAGAAGAUCGAGGCAGUUCUGUCCAAGUCUAAUUACGGCAUGGCCCGCGUGGACUCCGGAGGCUACCAGCCUGAAGGUCUAGAGAACAACCCUGUGGCCGAGGCUAAAACCACCCCGGGAUCUCUCGCCGUCUUCAACAUCAUCCUGCCUCUGCAGACUCGGGACACGGUCUGCAUCGACCUGGUGAUGGGCAAACUGGCCCACUCUGUGGAGCCGCUCACCAUCUUCAGCGGCAUGCUGCUGUACGAGGACAUGUGAAGAGUUCAUACUGACGAGCAGCAUUGAGAUUCAUGACAGACCUGCAGGAGGCGGCACCAUAAAGUAUGAUGUCACUUCCUCGUUGAAUCUUUUACCUGAACCUUCGGUCCCGGACCCACUUCUGUCUCGGUAUUCUAACAGAUCACAUUGGUUUUAUCGUAUUAUCCUACAGAGCGUUUAUGUCACUUCACAUGUGGAUGGAUUUAAUCCAGUCAGCUGAUCUGAUGUGGUCACAUGACCUAACUUCAGAGCAGCCCUGUGAGGAUCAGCUGAUGCCUGCCGGCCUGCUUCCUGCUGCCGCUUGAAGCUUUGAACACAUGUGUUGAACAGUGUAAUAUGUCGCUGGCGUCUUUGUGUUUGUGGACCAAGGUAUGGGACAGACAAAUGGACGCUCAUCGCCAUCCUUAAGCCCCGCCCCCCAGCAGGUCAGACGUUGUCAUGGCAACAUGACAGAGUGACUCUAAGCUUCAUGUGUUUUCUGAGAUUUGUUCCCACUGUGAAUGUUUUAUAUGAAGCUGCAUCUUGUUCCAUUAGCGUCACAUCACAGCUGUUAUCAAAUCCCAUGAAUAAAUAUUUAGAUCAUUUACUUAAAGGUGCCGUAGAAUCGUCAUUUUCAGGUUCAGACUUAAUGUUUUUAUGUUUAUAAUGUUUAAAAAAACACAUUAUUUUUGUCAUCGUAGCUCCAGCUCCUCUUUUCACCCUCUGACUGAAGACUCAGUGUUAAUUCAUGUCUCUUUAAGCCCCCCCCACCCCCUAAACCCCAGUUGCUUCUGAUUGGCGAACUUCCCCAAGCACAGCAGAGGGGCGGGGCCUAACUGCGGAAACAAAACUUUAUAACUUCAGUCUCUGGUUGAUAGAUUACCGGGUAGUUUAGCUGCUAACUACUGCUAACAGCAGCUGCUGCUAGCCGCUCAGUUAGCUGUGCAGCUAGUCGUCCUGUUGCUGAUUCUACCCGGACUGGAAGCUCGGUGCUCCGUGGGCGUGUUGGCGUUUCCACAUCUAACAUCAGUACAGAAACUUUGGACCGCUGGUUCAGAGCCAGCUGAUCACAGCAGCUAUCGUUAGCAGCAGCUAGCAGUUACUGUAAGGUAAGCAAAAAGGAAAGCCAGAGGACAUCAGAGGAAAAACCGCAAAAGAUUUCCCUUUCCUUCAGAACCGUAAAAACUCUCAACGACCUCCAGCUCCAUCAGCUCGCAUGACCGCUUCUCUGGAACGCGGGCUGGUCUCUGAAACUUUUCGAGGCGUAAACAUUAAAGAUCCCAGAUGUUACAUCACAUCUAGCCCCUUUUUUUACGGGGCCUUCUGCAUGUGAGAGGUUUACAUAUGAAGGAGACCGAGGCUCACGGUGCAUCAGCUCCAUGUUCUGAACUCUUUUUUUAUUCAGCUACACCGAGAUAAAUACAGUUUUCCAUUCUACGGCACCUUUAAAGGCAUAUUAUAUAGAAUAUAAAGUAUAUUCCAAACAAAACUGUGGAAGAAGAAGAAUCCCUCUCGGUAUCACGUGUGAGCAGCGGCAGCGUUUGGCGUGUCUGUGUCUGCAGAGACGCCAAACGCUGCCUGUGUUUUCUUUUUAUUUUGCUGUUCGGGACGUUUCUGGGCGUCGUGAUGUCGUAGCGAGCAGUUACAGACAGCAUUCACACAGAAUCCUUCCCGCAGGUCACGUGGAGGCGUGGCCGCGUUCAUGUGCUUUAGGAUGUAGCUGCCGUGAAACAAGAUCUGGUUCACUGCUUUCUCCUCGCUAACGCCGCUCUCUUUAUUCUUCUAAAUGUUAUUUAAGUAAAAGUUUUAUUUGAGAAAUGUUCCUAAAGCAGUAGAUGUUAGUUUGGCACAGAGGAACAAGAUAUAUCAGCUCUUGUUAGUGGACACAAUCGUGUUGCUUUGAGUCUGAACAUGAGAUUUGUUGACAAAUGUAACACAUAGUUUCGUCAUUCGCACAUGAGGCUGAGAACAGCAGUCUGACGUUUCAUCUGAUGACGCUGUUAGUUUGGAGGAUGAUCACGGUUCUGACAGGAAAUCUGCAACACAUCGACACUUCCAUCAGUAACCUGGUUCUCUCUUCACUGUCUAAUAAACUGAUGCACGACGGAUAUUCAGAGCACUGACGCUCUGAUCAUUUCCAGAGAACGCCACAUGUGACCGAGUGAUGUUAGAAACUUUGUGCUCCGACGGGCUUGAAGGCCGGUUCUAACCUGUUUUAACAUUUAACACUUUUGUGUUGAUGAAUUAUUUUCACUUCAUUAAACACGAGUCAGACCCAGCGGGUUGUUUAACAGUCUGCUGGGUUUUUCAACGUA
Messenger RNA from Micropterus dolomieu (smallmouth bass), 5677 nucleotides. RefSeq names its product EMILIN-1-like. Bases 363 to 3383 code for a protein of 1006 amino acids. Gene Ontology annotation, molecular function: protein binding. The transcript is spliced from 11 exons. The record is from RefSeq and is a predicted model, not a curated record. Lineage: Eukaryota; Metazoa; Chordata; Actinopteri; Centrarchiformes; Centrarchidae.